Molecule: messenger RNA, 2303 nt
Organism: Frankliniella occidentalis (western flower thrips)
Lineage: Eukaryota; Metazoa; Arthropoda; Insecta; Thysanoptera; Thripidae
Product: translation initiation factor IF-2
Exons: 9
Coding region: 315-2303 (662 amino acids)
Source: RefSeq, a predicted model, not a curated record
AGCCGGCGGUGGCGGCGUGGCCUGGACGCUCCGCCGCACUCCAGACACUGGCCGUCAAGGUGAAGGCAACAAGGGUUCUGAUUCGCGCGCGCAAGUCCGGCAGAAGCCGCAGGAGCGACGACGCCAUCUCCUCCGCUCCGCAGCCGCCCCUCCCCUGCCUCCUCGGCGGCGUCCUGGCCGGGCCGCGGGCUGCUCCGGCUCCAGCACCUGCUCCACCAGCACCGUCCCGCGCGACACCCCCGCGCCGCAUAGCCGUGUGAUGCAGGCUACCGCAGCCGACGAGUGAAGUGAAGUGACAGCCGUUGCUGCGAUACAUGCUGCUGGUCGCCAUGCUGGUCGGCGUGUUGGCCGCCUACCUCCGCAUGCUGGCGGGGGCGGGCUCAUCGGCGGGCCCCGCCGCGGGCCCCGUCACCCGGGCCGCCUCCCUCGAGGACUCGCUGGCCCAGAACACCAUCCACGGACUCACCAAUGGUUGCUUCGAGCGAGCCGCGGUGGCGGAGCGCCUGCCGACGGGCGACAUCGUGGACGUGGUGUCCGGGAUGACCCUCAAGCAGUGCGAGCUCCGCUGCAGCAGUUCGCGUCCGCCGUGCGGCGCCUUCAGCUUUGGGGUGCACAGCGGCGGCAACACGACCUGCGAGCUGGGCCGGACCUCGUCGGCGCGCAUCAACCAGCACCCGGACUUCGACCUGUACGUGCGCCGGCCCGAGUGCGACGGCGAGCCCCCCGAGGCCCCCUCGCUGCAGCGGCCCCACCACCUGCGCCCGCCCCUGGCGUCGUCGCCGCCCUGGGGCGACCUGCGGGCUGAGCACGCCGGCCACGCGCCCUUCGACAACCUGGAGGAGCCGCUGCCGCCGGCCGCGGCCCAGCACCAGCAGCAGAGACCCCCGCAGCGGCCGCAGCACGACACCGCCGAGCCUCCGCGGCCACCGCCGCAGCAGGACCCGGGCCCUGUCCACCAAGGGCCUAUGCAAGGACACCACUCGGACGGGCCAUACCUCGACGGCACGCAGGGCCACGGCGAGGAAGUCCCCUUCAACCCGGACUUGUGGGCGCUGCCGCCGGGUUCCAACCCGCUCACCAAGCCGGCCCUCGAGUUUGUGUGCUUCCGGCGGGCGUUGGCGGGGGGCCGUCUCCACGAGCAGCUCAUCCGCCGCUCGCUGCCCGCGGACCACGCGGACCGCUGCCGGCGCGCCUGCGCGUCCGAGGACCACUUCACGUGCGAGGGCUUCAACUACCGCCCGGGGGUGGGCAGCUGCGAGCUGACGGCCGUGCCGCUGUCGCUCCUGGAACCGGCGCGUGACUCGCGGGCGGACCGCGACUACGACUACUACGCCCGGGACAGGAACGCCCAGCCGCCGCACUGCCCCGGCGACGACCUGUACGGCCCGGGACCCAUGUGGGGCCACGGCUGGGGCGGUGGAGGCCCCACGGGAGGUGCGCAGCAGGGCUCGGCCUGGGCCUCGACGGGGGCGGCGGCGGGCUGGGCUGGCGGCAACGCCGUGGGCGGCGGCGGGUACGCCCCUGCGUACGCCCCUGGGUACGCCACCGGGUACGCCCCCGGGUACGCCUCCGGCUACGCGCCCUCAACCGCCUCCUCGGGACACCAGACCGAGGUGGGCUUCUACGGUGUCUCGGCCGCCGGCUCGCCGGUGUCGACGCACAGGUAUGACUACGGGAGCUACAUGAGUAACGAGGUUGACCAGCACCACCAGCACGGCGUCACCAAGCCCGGCAAGUACAUGUACGACGGCUACGGGCUGCUCGGCGGCCAGCAGGGUGGCUACGGCGCCACGUAUGGAGGUGGCUACGGCGGCGGCUACGGCGGCGGCUACGGCGGCGGCUACGGUGGCGGUGGUUACGGUGGCGCCGGCUACGGCAACGGAUACCCGCCGAGCUACAUCACGCCCCCGCCGCCCCCGGCACUGCCGCCCCCGGCCCUGCCGCCUCCGGCCCUGCCGCCGCCCGGGGCUGCCCCACCCCCCAUCGGACACCCACCUGUUGGCGACGGAUGUUUCGUCCGCGCGCACGGCGGCUUCCGGAUGGCGGACCGCCUGGUGCAGGCCACGCUCGCCACCACGUCGCUGCCGCACUGCGAGAGGGAGUGCGCCUCGGGCCGCACGCGCUGCAGCGCCUUCGCGUUCCGGUACAACUCGUGGCCGUACAACUGCGACCUGUCGGCGGUGCCGCUGCUCGAGGUGAACCAGUACACCGAGCUGGUGCCGGACCGCAACGCCGACGUGUUCGGACGCGAGUCCCGCUGCGCCGCGCCGCCCACCGGCUGGGACCACGACGCCGGUGAGUGA